Blepharisma stoltei is the source of this 2414-nucleotide messenger RNA. Lineage: Eukaryota; Ciliophora; Heterotrichea; Heterotrichida; Blepharismidae. The record is from the annotation of a GenBank genome assembly.
AUGGCUGAAAGAGAAAGAACUAUGUUUAACCUCGGCUCAAGCCAAACUCCAAGGGCAAACUUUUAUGCUGAGCCAACUCAAAAUCCUUUCCUCAGAUCUGAGCGGCGCAAUUUCUCCACAGCUGAUCCCAUAAUUCCUAUAGGCAGCCUCACCACAACCCCAACUUCCUCUGAGGAAGAAAUUCUGCUUACUUUAAAAAGAACUCAAAUGGAGCUUGGUCUAAGCCGAAAUUUCGUUGAUUUAUACCAAAAAGCAAUAGAAUCCCGCUACAUAAUGAAAACAACUGAAGAAGAAAAACUGAGCUUGGCAAAUGAUGAAUAUUUUAUUAGAGAUUUAGACAACAUGGUCUAUAAAAGUGGAGGCAACAGAAUCCCAAAUUCGAAAUGGAAAGAAAAUAUAACGAGAUAUAUAGAAGUCAAAAUAAACUCAGAAAGACCGAAAACGAAAGUUCCAAGCUCGUUUAGCGGCAGAGCUGAUAUAGCGGCAAACCAAAUGGAAGAUUUACAAGUGACAAAAUCCCCAAGGUCAACUGCGCUAUCAAGAGAACAAAUUAUAAAUUCUCUGCCUGCGCCUUCUUCUUAUGAAGCUGCUAAUGAGUAUGCUUCAGCUAAAAAAAUAGUAGAAAUCAUUAUUGAUGACGUAAAUAACACUAAAGAUAGCCAAAACAGGAAAUCAGUUAUCCAGUUAUAUACAACGUAUAUAAUAAACCAUUUGCAAACUCAAGUGAGGACGAAAAAAGCUAUACUUAAUGAGAUAUAUAAGGAUUAAUUAUAUAAAAAAUAUUUUAAUAUAUUUUUAUACACCUAUAAUAAUAUAUAGAGAUUGCACAAAUUCUUAAUGGCCAGCUAGAAAAAGCUGGGAAAAGCCAAGACAAUUUUGAAGAAGUUUUUAGAGCUGUUGAGUCUGAUUGGAUUGAAGAAGAAUACGAAGAAAAAUCGUCAAAAAUUGUACCGAAGAAGAGAGCAGGAAAAGUAAAAGUUAGGUCUGGAAGGACAGGAGAAGAAGGAGAAGAGCAGGAAGGAGAAGAACAAAACAAUAGAGAAAUUUCAGAGCUAAGGGCAGCUAUAGAACAGCAGGAAAGCAGCAAACUUCAAGCAGAUAAAGAAUACGAAACACUUAAAUCUACACUAGAUCAGGUUAUUUAUGAAAAAAAUAUUUUAGAAAAAAAAUUACAAGAUAGCGAUUUAUAUAUACAAAAAAAGCUUGACGAAAGCCGAAAUUAUGAGCAAGAGCAUGAAGCAUAUAUAAACAUACAAAAGAGGCAUUUAGAGCUCCAAACCCAACUAAAUGCCCAAGUGCAAGAGUCAGUGAAUAAAUCAAGAGAGCUGGAAACAUUGAAAAAGCAAUAUGACGCCCAAAUAAAGAAGCAGGAAGAACUUUUUAGGGAAAAUGUUAAAGAACUUAAUGAAUUGAGAAGCAAAAAUUUAGAUAUUUCGUAUCAUAAAGGAAUGCAUUUGGACAUCCUGGAAGAAAAUUUGGAGCUCCAAAAGAAAUUAGAAGAAAUUUAUAGGAGCGGAAGGCCAUCUCAAGAAAUCAGCCAAAAUACCACAAGAAUUGACAGUCUGGAAGGGGAUAAUUAAAAUAUGGCGUCACUCGAAUUUUCUGGUCUCCUGACUGAAAAUUCAUCUGUUGCAUAUUUUGAUUAUGAGAUUUGGUUUCCUCUGGUGAAAUUAUCCCAAAAUAUGCCAGGAAAGCAAGAGCCAGGUGGUUUUUCCUACCAGACUUCUGACCUUAGGGAAUCGAAUUUUCCAGAAGGAUAUCACCUACCUCACACUGUGGAAACUGGGACUUUUAGGGUGCGUGAUAAACCCAAAUAGGUGCCUGAGCUCAAAAAAUAGUUGUCGAAGCCCAAACUUCAAGAAUGACGUCCUCUUAUGGUGAUAAAUUCAGAGGUGGCCACCCUUUGGGGGCCGGAGCAAAAUGGCGCGAAAUUCGCCCAAAAGUGGUGUUGGAGAUAGCUGUUGCCGAGCAGCCUGACACAAACGUUAAACAUUUAUAGAUUAAUUAAGCUUAAGAGUCUGGAAAGGGAUAUUAAAGAGCUAGAAAUAGAAAAAAGAGUCCUGAAAAGUAGGAACGAAGCCUUAGAUAACGAGCUUAGCAGAGUUUUGCAGGUAAAAGAAGAUAUAAAUGCCAGCAUAAUUGAAGGCUAUAAAAAAAGAAGUGAAAACCUUAACAAAUUAGAAGACGAAAUUAUAGAAAGAGAAGAGAAUUUAAGAGCCAGCGAGCAAGAAUUAAAAGAAAAAGUCGAUGCUUUUGAAAGAGAAUCAAUGAUUUUGAAGAGAAGCAGCCUCAGCGCAUUUAAAAAUGAUCUCAUUGGCGAUUUCUCAGAUUCUUAUAUCUGGUAUAUUGUGAUCUGCCUGCUGUUUUUCACUGUUGGAAUUUUUUUAGCUAAUAAACAAGGAUUCCAACAAUAA